AUGCCUUGCUUGGCGCACCACUACCACCCCAAGCUCCCGGCCACUAACCACUGCAAGUCUCUCUCCUGCCUCAUCCGGGAGACCUACGCACACUGCCAUGUCCCCUGCCUCAGGAUCCCCGGCGCCGGGUGGAGCUCCGACGAUGACACAGACGACGAGGACGCGCUCGACACCAAACAGGUAACAGCAGAGCAUGCUAUAGUCAUGUUCAUGCUGAGUUCACUUGAGAUUGAGGUCAUGAGUAACAGGAGAGUAAGAUGUCUUGCGUUGAUGCUGCAGGUGAUACUCAACGAGAUGAGGAGGCGGCAGCUGAAGAAGGAGUCGCGGUGCAGCGCGGGCUCUCCGACUCUGUCGAGCGCCUUCAUCUGGUCGUUCACCCCGCUCGAUCCGAGAAGCGUUCUGGAGAAGGUCUCGAGCCCUGAGCAGUUCGUCGUGGUGGAAGGGGAGCAGAAGGAAGAGGCGGAGGCGGGCAGCGAAAACGGCGACGCCGAGAGCGACGCGUUCUUCUCGGUGAAGAGCUUCUUCACGCGCAGCACGAGCCGGGCGGCGACCGUGGCGUCGUUGACGGACAUGGGCCCGCCGGCGACGUGGGAGGGCUUCCAGCACUGCGAGGGGUGGCCGUUCGGGCUGUGCCGCCGCCCCGCCGUGCCCCCGCUGCCCAGCACGCCGGCCGACUCCUGGAAAUGGCGCAAGCAGAGCAGUGGCCGCAACCUCGUCGUGAGCCCGCGCCCUGUGUACGGUCACAAGAUCACAGCGACUUAA
This is a messenger RNA of Triticum turgidum subsp. durum (durum wheat), 762 nucleotides long. The record is from the annotation of a GenBank genome assembly. NCBI's taxonomy places the organism in Eukaryota, Viridiplantae, Streptophyta, Magnoliopsida, Poales, Poaceae.